AUGUGGAAGAUCCAGAUCCAUGCCCUCCUUGAUGGAUAUGAUCUCGCUGGUCAUAUUGAUGGGUCUGCGGUCAUUCUUCCAGCAACUCUCACAACUGGUGAGGCAGUCUCGAUGAAUCCAGCAUACACUCUCUGGAAUCGUCAAGACAAAUUGAUCUUCAGUUACCUAAUUGGAGCGAUCUCCACGCCGCUCCAACCUCUUGUUGCUCGUGCUUCCACAGCCUUUGAAGUAUGGGAAAGACUUGCCCAAACCUAUGCUAAACCUAGCAGGGGCCAUAUCAAACAACUGAAGACGCAACUCAAAAACUGGCGCAAAGGAAGUAAAACCAUUGAUGUUUUCCUUCAAGGUGUCACCACUCGCCUGGACCAACUGGCGAUACUCGGUGCCGCGAUGGAGCAUGAAGAUCAAAUAGAUCUCAUCCUCGAAGGUCUGCCUGACGACUACAAAACGGUCAUAGAUCAGGUUGAAGGCCGUGAUACUCCUCCAUCAAUCACCGAACUACAUGAGAAGCUUCUCAACCAUGAGGCUAAACUUCUCACCACUGCUGAAGCAAUGCUUCCACAGGUUCCAGUCACUGCAAACGUGGCUCAACAACGCAACAACCACCACAACAACAACUUCCGCAACAACAACAAUCACUCACGCAACAAGAACAACCAGUGGCAACAGUCAUCCUCCAACUGGCAAUCUCCUCCACCACAAACGAGGUAUGAUUCCUAUACUCCUAGACCUUACCUUGGCAAGUGCCAGAUUUGUGGUGUCCAGGGUCAUGGAGCGAAGAGGUGUCCUCAAUUUCCGCAAUAUCAGGCGCACAACAACUUCAAUAAUCAGCGUCCUGGUCCGCUUACACCCUGGCAACCUAGAGCCAAUUUCGCAGCAGGCUCGGGUUACUCUCCUGAUCACUGGUUACUUGAUAGUGGAGCGACGCAUCACAUGACGUCGGACCUCCACAAUCUCUCCUUGCAUCAACCGUAUCCUGGAGGAAAUGAUGUUUCACUCGCUGAUGGUUCCUCCAUUCCGAUUACUCACUCCAGUUUCAAAUCUCUCCCUACAAAAUAUCAUCCAUUACGUUUACAAGAUGUUUUAUAUGUCCCUGAUAUCCAUAAAAAUCUUAUAUCGGUAUAUCGAUUAUGCAAUGCUAACCGUGUUUCGGUGGAAUUCUUCCCUGCAUCCUUUCAGGUGAAGGAUCUGAACACGGGAACCCCAUUACUCCAAGGCAAAACUAGAGAUGAACUGUAUGAAUGGCCGGUGUCUCCGUCUCAAGUCUCUGCGUUGUUUGCUUCACCAAACUCUAAGGCGACUUCAGCUUCAUGGCAUUUGCGAUUAGGCUAUCCCUCUUCUUCCAUUCUAAACACUGUUGUUUCUCAAUUCUCUCUUCCUGUGAAAAAACCAUUAUCUCAAGCUUUCUCCUGUUCAGAUUGCUUAAUAAAUAAAAGCCAUAAAAUUCCUUUUUCCAAAUCCACAAUUACCUCAUCACGACCUCUUGAAUAUCUUUUCUCCGAUGUGUGGAGUUCCCCCAUUCUUUCACAUGAUAACUUCAAAUACUAUGUCAUUUUCGUGGAUCACUUUACCCGAUACACCUGGCUAUAUCCCCUGAAACAAAAAUCCCAAGUCAAACAAACAUUCAUAGCCUUUAAGAGUUUGGUGGAGAAUCGUUUUCAACACAAGAUAGGGACGCUGUUUUCUGAUAAGGGAGGUGAGUAUGUGGCGUUAAGAGAAUACCUUUCUACACAUGGCAUCUCCCACUUGACGUCACCUCCUCACACGCCAGAACACAAUGGUAUGUCAGAACGGAAGCAUCAUCAUGUAGUGGAAAUGGGAAUGACGCUCAUGUCGACAGCCUCUGUUCCAAAGCAGUACUGGCCUUACGCUUUUGCCGCCGCGGUGUAUCUCAUCAACCGUUUACCAUUUCCCGUCAUUGAAUUGUGUUCGCCGUUCCAGAAACUCUUUGGAGUAGCUCCCAAUUAUGACAAAUUGCGGGUUUUUGGAUGUGCUUGCUAUCCAUGGCUCAAACCAUACAAUCGUCACAAAUUGGAAGACAAAUCGCUUCGGUGUGUGUUCUUGGGUUACUCCAACACACAGAGUGCUUACUAUUGUCUGCACCUUCCCUUUGGACGUCUAUACACCUCACGCCAUGUCCAAUUUGAUGAACAUGACUUUCCGUUUGCUUUCACUCAAGCUCCGAAAGUCACAGAUCUCGAUUGCACAGUGUCGAUUGAAGGACCGCCAGUCACACAACUUCCGUCUCAGAGUUUGCCGGUGGUUUUCCCGUGUUCGGACCUUCACUCCGCCUCUCCUGUGCCAUCGCCGACCGUCGCCUCUCCACAGGUAUCGCCUCUCAACUCUAUCUCUUCUUCUUCUCCCUCCUCAAACUCUGAGCCCACUGCUCCAACACAAAAUGGGCCGCAACCCACGGCCCAGCAACAAUCACCACAAAAUCAGCCCACUUCACCACAAAAUCCACAUGGCCCACUUCUUUCUCCUUCAUCCUCAACCCAGAACAGUUUCCCGUCGGAAUCGGAAAAUUCCAACUCGACGACGGUGUCCCCCUCGACGACAUCAUCCUCCUCCACUUCUGAUACAUCACCACCAAAUCCACCUCCACCAAAUCCUCCACUAUUGAACCCUCAAAACCAAAAUCCACAGAACCAGCCAAAUCCUCAAAACCAAAAUCCACAACACCCAAUUCCAGAAAACAUUCACGCCAUGGGUACUCGAUCCAAAGCUGGUAUCGUCAAAUCGAAUCGGCGUUAUCUGCUUUCUGCCUCAGUUACCUCUCAGUGUGAUUUUGAACCGACAGCUGCUCAAGCUCUUAAAGAUGAUAAAUGGCGAAAUGCAAUGGGUGGUGAGUAUAAUGCUCAGAUUCAGCAUCGGACGUGGGACUUAGUACCUCCUCCGUCGUCGAUGGUUACGUGUGUCGGCAGUAAGUGGAUCUUUACUAAGAAAUUCCACUCCUCUGGUGUCCUGAAUCGCUACAAAGCACGUUUAGUAGCACAAGGCUACAAUCAACGCCUUGGUCUUGAUUAUGCAGAGACAUUCAGUCCUGUCAUUAAAUCAACAACGAUUCGUGUGGUUCUUGGUGCUGCGGUUGAUGGAUCGUAG
Messenger RNA from Microthlaspi erraticum, 3102 nucleotides. The record is from the annotation of a GenBank genome assembly. NCBI's taxonomy places the organism in Eukaryota, Viridiplantae, Streptophyta, Magnoliopsida, Brassicales, Brassicaceae.